Messenger RNA from Carassius carassius (crucian carp), 4030 nucleotides. Its product is annotated as collagen alpha-1(XV) chain-like. The record is from RefSeq and is a predicted model, not a curated record. The coding region runs from base 99 to 3776 and encodes 1225 amino acids. NCBI's taxonomy places the organism in Eukaryota, Metazoa, Chordata, Actinopteri, Cypriniformes, Cyprinidae. The transcript is spliced from 43 exons.
GUCGUGUUUCAGUGUUUGAGCGAGUCUGGAGGAACUGAGACGUGGAGCUGUGGAUCAGGACAGAAGAGCAGUGUGAGGACUGAGGAGAUCUGCCAGACAUGGGGCCAGCACAGAGAGUCUGGUGCUGGACUUUCUUUACUGUGAGCAUCUGUUCUUCUGGGAUCGCCUUCCAGCGCUUAGAGUCAGAGCAGGACUCAAGCGCUCAGCUGGACCUCACCGAGCUCAUUGGUGUUCCUCUGCCUCCGUCUGUGUCCUUCGUCUCGGGCCUGGAGGGCUUCCCAGCAUACAGCUUCGGUCCGGAUGCUAACGUGGGCCGACUGACGCGUUCCUUCAUCCCCGACCCGUUCUACCGUGACUUCUCCAUCAUCGUGACGGCCAGACCCAGCUCUCGGCGCGGAGGAGUGCUGUUCGCCAUCACAGACGCACUGCAGAAGAUCGUCCAUCUGGGAGUGUCUCUGUCUCCGGUGGAGGACGGGUCCCAGCGCGUGAUUCUGUACUACACCGAGCCCGGGGCCGCUCACACACAGGAGGCGGCUUCCUUCAAGAUGGCCGAUCUGACGGGCCGCUGGGCGCGCUUCACACUGGCUGUACAGGGAGAGGAGGUGAGGCUGUACAUGGACUGUGAGGAGCAGCAUCGCGUGGCCUUCCGCAGGAGUCCAGACGGACUCACCUUCCAGCCCAGCUCCGGCAUCUUCAUAGGGAACGCCGGGGGAACCAGGCUGGAGCGCUUCCUGGGCUCGAUCCAGCAGCUGCUGCUGACACCGGAUCCCAGCGCUCUGAAUGAACAGUGUGAGGAGGACGAUCCUUACGUGUCUGGAUACGGCAGCGGUGACGACAUCUACGAUGAUACGGAGACUCCGGACAAGGUCAAGAAGGUGUUUGAGGAGAGAGAAUAUGUGAUGCCGGAGGAUGUGGAGUCCGGUCCGAUGAGAGCGCCACCUACUGAAUCUCCCUCGUUCAGCACCGAGACAGAUGAUGAGGAACUGGAGGAAGGCUCUGGAGAGGACAUCAUCAUCAUCAGCGAGCCAAUCAGAUCAGAAGGAGCUUCUCAGGACAGAAAUGUCAUUACCAUGCAGAAGGGAGAGAAAGGAGAGCGAGGACCCCCAGGGCCUCCAGGACCCACCACUCCACACACACCAGGAGAACCAGGGCCCCGGGGCCCACAGGGAGCGCCUGGAGAACCAGGACGAGACGGCCGGCCUGGUGAUCCAGGGAAAGAUGGAGCUCCGGGAGAGGCUGGACCUCAGGGAUUCCCGGGCCUUCCUGGAGAUCUGGGUCCCAAAGGUGACAAGGGUGAUCCUGGUGUGGGCAUCCCGGGGCCGCCUGGACCUCCCGGACCUCCAGGAACAUACAAGUAUUCGGAGGACAUCGCCAGCUCUGGAUCGGGCGACGUGGAUCUGGACAGUGACGCAGAGCUGAUACGUGGUCCUCCAGGGCCUCCGGGGCCACCAGGACCCCCAGGCCCUUCUGUUGGAGCUCAUCCGGGGCCCAUCGGGCCUCCAGGGGCUCCUGGAAGAGACGGGGAGACGGGCAAACCUGGAGUCCCGGGUGAAAAUGGACGAAAUGGUCAACCAGGAAAAGAUGGAGAAAAAGGGCAGAAAGGUGAAGCAGGUUUACCUGGAAUCACGGGACCAAAGGGUGAUGCAGGCCAGCUGGGGCUCCCAGGACAGACGGGGACCGAGGGCCCCAAGGGUCAGUCUGGUCCUCCAGGGCCCCCCGGACCUCCAGGAACCGGCUUCAGCUUUGACAUGAUGGAUUUGGAGAGCUCGGGUCUGGAUGAAAGCAGUGGUUUCAGGCCUGUGCUGCCCCGAGGACCGCCUGGCCUUCCUGGGCUCCCAGGACCUCCAGGGCCACAGGGAAAAGAAGGAGCCAUCGGCCCUCCAGGUGUUUCAGUGAAGGGGGAUCCAGGCGCUAAAGGAGACGAUGGACAGGCUGGGGCUCCUGGUCUUCCUGGGCGACAAGGGGAAGGGGGAGAGAAAGGUGAUAAGGGUCAGAAGGGAGAGAGAGGUAGAGAUGGAAUCAGUUUACCUGGACCUCCGGGGCCUCCUGGACCUCCUGGACCAAUCAUUAAUCUACAGUUGAUGCUGAAUGACACAGAAGGAAUCUUUAACCUUCCAGGGAUUUUUGAACCACAAGGACCAUUGGGACCAAGGGGUCUGAAGGGUGAUACCGGGGCCCCGGGGGUCCAGGGGUCUCCAGGAUUAAAGGGUCAGAAAGGCGAGCCGGGGAUUGUGUCUGGAGUUCAUGCACCGCAGGGACCCAAAGGACUGAAGGGAGAUUGUGGCGUUCCUGGACCUCCUGGUCAAACGGGCCCUGUCGGACCGAAGGGAGAGUUCGGGUUUCCAGGACGACCGGGUCAUCCAGGAGUUAAUGGUCGUAAGGGUGAGAAGGGAGAUUCUGUCGGUUUACCUGGUGUCCCGGGGCCCCCGGGGCCUCCAGGACGAGCGGGACCCUUCAGCUGUCCGACAGCAACCGUGUUUCCAGUCCCUCCUCGACCCGGCUGUAAAACACCUGUAACCAGUGGUUCUACACAAGAUCAUGUGACACUGAAGACUGGAGGAAUGAUGCUGAAAAUACAGCGGAGCAUCACAGAAAUACAUUACACUUUAACACAGAUUCACACAGAAAACAGGGAGCCAGCAGGGACAGAGAUCUGCCUUCCUCCUCCUCAUCUUCCUCUGGAGACACACUGGGAACCAAAGUCACGUCAGACUGACCCGGGAUCCAGAGGAGAGACCGGAGAAACUGGGAUGAGUGGGAGACCCGGUUCAGCACAGGGGGGUAAAGGAGAAUCUAUCAUCGGACCCCCUGGUCAUCCAGGACCACGAGGACCCCCCGGUGCACCAGGUUUCGGGAGAAUCGGUGUGGCUGGACCUCCUGGACCACCAGGACCUCCCGGACCUCCUGGACAACUCAGACCUGGCCUGAUGAUCCCUGGCCCUCCUGGACCCCCCGGGCCCCCGGGACGAGCUGCUGAGGCCUCCAGCGCCGUCAGGAAGUAUGAGAGUGUGCAGGCCAUGAGCCAGCAGUCGUCUGCAGUCGAGCGCGGGACGCUGUCUUUCGUUACCGACUCUAGUAAACUCUAUAUAAAGGUUCCAGGAGGCUGGAGAGAGGUUCAGCUCGGCGGGAUGAUCGAGAUGUACCCCGUCCUCUCACAGGAUGAUGCUGAGCCCCUGAUCCUGAGCCCACUGCUCCGUCACACACCCAGAACACACACCAGAAGCACGCUCAGGUUAGUGGCUCUCAACACACCGCUGACCGGAAACCUGGGCUCCAUCCACUCGGUCAAUAAACUGUGCCGGACUCAAGCUCAAGCCAUGGGCAUCAGAGACGACUACCAGGCCUUCCUCUCACACCACCUACAGGACCUGAUUGACACCGUGCAGCCCAUGUACCGAGCAAACAUGCCGAUCGUCAACCUGAGGGGUGAAGUCCUGUUCAGGAGCUGGCACAGCAUCUUCUCCAGUCAUCCCCUGCCUCCCGGCGUCCCGCUGUACUCCUUCGACGGGCGAGACGUGAUGAGCGACCCCUUCUGGCCUCAGAAGGCGCUGUGGCAUGGUUCUUCAGACAAAGGCGAGCGUCUGUCCUCUCUGAACUGUGAGUCGUGGAGAGCGGGUGACAUGGCCAUCACCGGUCAGGCAUCGUUCCUCUACAGCGGGUUACUGAACCAGCAGACACGCAGCUGCUCCAACCGCUUCAUCGUCUUGUGCAUCCAGACCAGCCACGAGCAUCAGACCCGUCCGCAGCUCCACAGACGCCUGCAGCACAGAUCCUGAAGCCUGACGAGGAGACCGUCUCAGCCAAGCCAGCGCUCUCCAGUGUAACAUGUGCUGGCCGUUCCCAGUCAUGGACUGCAGAGAGACGCUCUCUUUAUCAUUUGGAUGCACUGUACUUUAUAUAUUGUAUUUUUGUUUUUGAUUUUCCUAAAAAAAAAAAAAAGUAUUUGUGAUCACAUCAUUUAUUUGUUUCUUAUUCUGUUUAUAUUUAAUUUAAUUUCUGUGUUUAUUUAUACAGUGACCCCACAUCAUUU